UCCGUCGCCCUAUUUAAUUAUAAUUUCACCAUCCUUGAUAUAUGCUUCAACCCAGAAAGGAUCAAACAAAGCAAAGAAAGCAAGGAUAAUUAAGCAUGGAAAUGGAAGACACAGUCACUUACUUGUUUCUUUCUGCUAUCAUUCUCAUCUUUGCUUUUAGACUUCACCGAUCGAGGAUAUGCCUGAAAAACCUGCCCCCUGGUCCACUUUCCCUUCCGAUCAUCGGCCACCUCCAUCUCCUAAAACCGCCCAUGCACCGGACUCUCCACAGUCUCGCUCAAAAAUACGGUCCAAUCAUUUCUCUCCGGUUUGGUCUUCGCCUUGUAAUCGUAGUCUCAUCAUCAUCAGCUGUGGAAGAAUGCUUCACCAAAAAUGAUAUCGUUUUAGCCAACCGUCCAGAAUUUCUAAUAGGCAAGCACAUAGCUUAUAAUAACACCACCAUGGCUCAAUCCUCUUACGGCAGCCACUGGCGAAACCUCCGCCGUAUUGCGACCAUUGACAUCUUCUCAACGCAUCGAUUAAACAAGUUUCUAAGCGUAAGGAAAGAUGAAAUACAAAGACUAAUUGUAAAGCUAUCUCAUGGGUCGGUUCAAAAUUUUGCUGAAGUAGAAUUGAAAUCGAUGUUUAAAGAGCUAACGUUUAAUGUAAUGGUGAGAAUGAUUGCCGGCAAGAGAUAUUAUGGAGAAGAUGUGAGCGAUGAAGAAGAGGCGAGACAAUUUAGAGAGAUGAUGUGUGAAAUAAUUUCUUAUGCAGGGGCAUCGAAUCCAAUAGAUUUUUUGCCAUUUCUGAAUUGGAUUGAUGGUGGUAGGUUUGAGAAGAAGGUGAAGAGACUUGGAAAACAAAUUGAUAAAUUCUUGCAAGAUUUGAUUGAUGAACAUAGAAGUAAGAAGGAUCAUUUAGAGAGUAUCAAUACGAUGGUUGAUCAUCUUCUUUCUUUGCAAGAAUCGGAGCCUGGGUAUUACACUGAUGAGAUUAUCAAAGGGCUUGUGCUGAACAUUCUGUUUGCAGGAACUGAUACAUCUUCAGUAACAUUAGAAUGGGCAAUGUCUAAUCUACUCAAUCAUCCAAGCAAACUAAGGCGGGCUAGAGAUGAAAUAGACAAUCAAAUUGGGCAAGAUUGCUUAAUAGAUGAGUCUGAUCUAUCAAAAUUACCAUACCUUCAAAAGAUUAUCUUGGAGACGCUUAGGCUAUACCCUGCAGCUCCGCUUUUAGUUCCUCACAUGUCAUCGGAUGAUUCCACCAUUGGAGGAUACGACGUGCCGCGUGGCACUAUACUAUUGGUAAAUGCAUGGGCUAUACACAGAGAUCCUACACAAUGGGAUGAUCCAUCAAGUUAUAAACCAGAGAGAUUUGGCAAUGGAGAAGAAGAGAACUUUAAACUCAUGCCAUUUGGAUUGGGAAGAAGAUCUUGUCCAGGAGAUGGAUUAGCCCAUCGUCUGAUGGGUUUAACUUUGGGGUUAUUGAUUCAAUGCUUUGAGUGGAAAAGGACCACUGAAGAAGAAGUUGACAUGGUAGAAGGCAGAGGACUUAUUAUGCCUAAGGCUAAGCCAUUAGAAGCCAUGUGCAGAGCACGCCCAAUCCUAAACAAGAUAGUGUGAAAUAAAAAUAAUGACUGCCAAUCCCAGC
This is a messenger RNA of Jatropha curcas, 1626 nucleotides long. Its product is annotated as ecgonone synthase. The record is from RefSeq and is a predicted model, not a curated record. NCBI's taxonomy places the organism in Eukaryota, Viridiplantae, Streptophyta, Magnoliopsida, Malpighiales, Euphorbiaceae. Gene Ontology annotation, molecular function: monooxygenase activity; heme binding; iron ion binding.